GUCGCACGGUGAAAUGCUGAGGGAAACGAUUGGUAUUCUAUUGCUGGCAACAGUGGCACUUGCUCGAGUGGGCUACGGUCCGGGAGAGCAAGACUGGGGCUACGUGGACGUACGUCCUGGGGCUCACAUGUUCUAUUGGCUGUACUACACAACGGCCGAUGUGGAGACCUACACAGAUCGCCCACUCGUGAUCUGGCUGCAAGGUGGCCCAGGAGCUUCUUCGACGGGAUACGGGAAUUUUGAGGAAUUGGGACCAUUGACCCUCGAGGGUGAACAGAGGGAUUUCACGUGGGUGCGACGCUACAACGUUCUCUUCAUCGACAAUCCCGUGGGAUCGGGCUUCAGCUAUGUGGACGACAAUAGUUUGCUGACAAAGACCAACGAGGAGAUCGCCAAUGAUCUCGUGACACUAAUGAAGGAGUUCUACAGAAGGCAUCCAGAGUUCCAGCUGGUGGACUUGCACAUCUUCUCUGAAAGUUAUGGCGGGAAGAUGGCUGCGGAGUUUGCUUAUGUGCUGGACAAGGAAAUUAAGCUGGGAAAUAUUGUGUGUGAACUGAAGUCGGCUGGAUUGGGCGAUGCUUGGAUCUCACCAAUAGACUCCAUGAUCUCCUGGGCACCCUUUCUCUGGGACAUUGGGGCGGUGGACAGAGAGGGCGAGAGGAGAGUAGCGGCUGCGACAGAGCUGACAAAGAUCGCGCUGGAUGAGGGCAGAUUUGUAGAAUCCACAAAUCUCUGGGGAUACACAGAGCAAGUGAUCACAGAAGUCACAUACGGCAUUGAUUUCUACAAUGUUCUCUUCAAGAAGAACUACGGUGAGAUGAUGACGAAGCUGCGGGAUCUUCGACUGGACAGACCGAGGGCAAUGUACAGAACCUUGGUGAAGUUUGAUGCCAGAGACGCUCGAGAUGACAUGCUGGAUGCACUGAUGAAUGGCCCUGUCAAGGAGGCCCUCCAGCUGCCGGCUGAAGUGACUUGGGGAGCUCAGAGUUGGCCCACUUUCAAUGUUCUCCGUGAGGACUUCAUGAAACCCGUGACGGACAUUGUUGAGCUCCUGUUGAAUACCACACAAGUUGAAGUGAUUGUGUUCAGCGGACAACUGGAUUUAAUUGUAGCCACUCCGGGUACUGUAAUGUGGGUGGAUCGCCUGAAAUUCCCACAAAAGACACAAUAUGUGGCCUCCAAUAGGGAGGGAUUGGGCGUUGAUGGCAUCCUCGAGGGCUACUACAAGACUGCCGGGCGAUUCUUCAUGUACUGGGUCAACAGGGCAGGCCAUAUGGUGCCCGCUGACAAUCCCGCCGCCAUGGACUUCAUUCUCCAGCGUGCCACCGGCUAUCCUUAAGAGUUCUUCAAAUUUUCAAACAGUCAUUCUCAGGUGUUUCUCUGAACUGUAAAUCAAUUCAAACAAUUUAACUGAACAAUCUUUUAUUGAAGUAGUAGCGUAUUGAGGAAUU
This is a messenger RNA of Phlebotomus argentipes, 1451 nucleotides long. RefSeq names its product retinoid-inducible serine carboxypeptidase-like. The coding region runs from base 14 to 1339 and encodes 441 amino acids. NCBI's taxonomy places the organism in Eukaryota, Metazoa, Arthropoda, Insecta, Diptera, Psychodidae. Gene Ontology annotation, biological process: proteolysis. The record is from RefSeq and is a predicted model, not a curated record. Gene Ontology annotation, molecular function: serine-type carboxypeptidase activity. The transcript is spliced from 2 exons.